AAGUGCGCAAGACUUUGUUUUCUCCAGGCGCAAUAACAGCGCAGUUUUAAUAACGCGUUGGCCGCCUGCCCAGCGCACUGUCGCGUCUUUUUCUGAGCGCGUUUUCUGUGAGUGGGAUUUUGUGCGUGGCUCCCCCCUCGCGCACUGGACGCUCGCCUCUCGCGCAGGCUUUGGCGUGGAGCUCGUGCAGGACUGGCUGUGCUCAGCGCCACUUCCGGCUUCCGUCAUUUCAUUCUCCCGCCGAUGCGCGCAGCUCAACUCACUGUGUUCUAUAAGCGAGCGAGCGGCCGACCUGCCAACACUCACUGACACUCACUCAUCUCCGACCGCGCACGAGACCGCCGCAUUUCUCUUUUCAAAAACUCUUCUCUUUUUCCCUCUUUUUUCCUCGUCUAAAUCCUCCUCGCUACACUCCAGCAGUGGUAGUGGUAGUAAUAAAACAAGAAAGCGGACCGGAGGCAUAAAGGAGACAGGGACUUGUGGGAUGAAAACGGGGCUCUAAAAAGAUUCAUCCUCUCCCGAACAUCAUCACCAACCAUCAUUCAUUCAUUACCUUGACAACCUCUGGCUUUGAUUGACAGCUGGAGUGGCAAAAAGCCAUGAGACACGACAGUUUAGUUACAUGCAGGUUGUUGAUGGGCCGGCUGUAACCUUCAGUUUGGUGCUUGACUUUUUUUUUCCCUUUCUUUUCUGGGGGGCAAAGAGGAAAAGAAGAAUAAUUGCAAAACUCUUCCCGAUGCCCGCGCUCGUCCGUGUUGGAGAAUAGGAGAGAAUUCGGCUCGAAAAAGGGGGCAUCUUUGCGGCGCAUGAGUUUGUGAGCGGACUGGGAAAUUAAAUCUACGACACAGAUCCAGAGGUUUAUUGGAGCGCAGGCUGAUGGCGCAAAGGUACGAUGAGCUGGCUCACUACGGCGGCAUGGACGGGGUCGGGAUGUACGGGGAUCCACACGCGCCUCGGCCGCUCCCGCAGGUCCACCAUCUGAACCACGGACCGCCGCUCCACGCCAGCCAGCAUUACGGCACACAUGCCCCCCAUCCCAAUGUCAUGCCCACCAGCAUGGGCUCAGCUGUCAACGACGUGUUAAAGAGGGAUAAAGAUCAAAUUUACGGCCAUCCUCUGUUUCCUCUCCUGGCUCUGGUCUUCGAGAAGUGCGAGCUGGCCACAUGCACUCCCCGCGAGCCCGGGGUGGCCGGCGGAGACGUCUGCUCCUCGGACUCCUUCAACGAGGACAUCGCUGUCUUCGCCAAACAGGUCCGCGCUGAAAAACCUUUAUUUUCUUCGAAUCCAGAAUUGGAUAAUUUGAUGAUACAAGCCAUACAAGUAUUACGGUUUCAUCUUUUGGAGUUAGAAAAGGUGCACGAACUCUGCGACAAUUUCUGCCAUCGGUACAUUAGUUGUUUGAAAGGAAAAAUGCCCAUAGAUUUAGUGAUUGAUGAACGGGAUGGCAGCUCAAAAUCAGACCACGAGGAACUCUCGGGAUCUUCGACCAACUUAGCCGAUCAUAUGGGGAACGGAUGGAUCCGCUCGGACCGUCUCCAGAAUCCGGCGUCCUGGAGAGAUCACGACGACGCCACGUCCACACACUCGGCAGGCACACCGGGACCCUCCAGCGGAGGCCUGGCGUCGCAGAGCGGAGACAACAGCAGCGAACAAGAUGGUUUAGACAACAGCGUGGCCUCGCCUGGCACGGGUGACGACGAUGAUCCGGACAAGGAUAAAAAGCGGCAGAAAAAACGCGGCAUCUUCCCCAAGGUCGCCACCAACAUCAUGCGGGCAUGGCUUUUCCAGCACCUCACACACCCGUAUCCCUCAGAAGAGCAGAAGAAGCAGCUGGCUCAGGACACCGGCCUCACCAUCUUACAAGUAAACAACUGGUUCAUUAAUGCCAGAAGAAGAAUAGUGCAGCCCAUGAUUGACCAGUCGAAUCGAGCAGGUUUUCUUCUUGAUCCUUCAGUGAGCCAGGGAGCAGCGUACAGUCCAGAGGGGCAGCCAAUGGGCAGCUUCGUGCUGGACGGGCAGCAACACAUGGGCAUCCGGCCAGCAGGUCCUAUGAGUGGCAUGGGCAUGAACAUGGGCAUGGACGGCCAGUGGCACUACAUGUAACGGCUGCACAGAAAAGAAAAGGGGGAAGUCUGCGAGGCGUGCCGGGGGAGUUUCGUACCUCAGUUUCGUGGUCCUGUGGGCAUGAGCAUGGCAUCACCGACCCCUCCACCCAAAAGCCCAUCGUCUCCUGCGUUUGUCAUCCCGUGCGGCCAUGCUAAUGCACGGAGAGCCCUCCUCCACCUCCAGCAGAACGACCACGACCUUUGACCCCCCCCUCUCUCCUGACCACAGCGCUGCUGGACCGGCGACCAACACCAUCACGGAUGAACUGGACAAUGACCCCACGACAGAUUUCACCUUUGUUUUUGUUGUUGUUGUUGUUUUUUUUGAAGGAAAAGAGAACAACGGUGGAGUUCCAGACGAGCUGUGAUCGUUUUUUUAAUCUUGUGAAUUUUGUUACUGGAGGACCAAGAGUCGACGCUGAAUCGCUUUGUAAAGUCUGUUCAACAUCAGCAGAGGAUGACGAACUUUAAAGACGAGAACAGACUCCAAGAGUUCAACUACUGUAGUAUAAAAGCCUAGAAACUAAAUUAAAUCGUGUACAUUUUUUAUCACUCACUUCAUGUCUGAUGAGCUAGUCCUAGAGUAAAACCCUGUUUUUUCACACUGUGUGUGCUGAAGAUCCGAAGCGGAGGAGCUCCGAUCAUUAACGCAGCGUUAACGCCAUCGAAGCUCGCUCUUUUUCGCGAAAGCCCGCCUCUUUUUGUUUCGUCACGCAUUUUUUGGUCCAUGAAUGAAUGUUGCCCUGUUGGUGAAGUUCUUCGUUUUGAAUUGCCCAAGCACUGGAUUGUGUUGCUUUUAUACAUUUUUAUUUUAUUAUUAUUAUUAUUAUUAAUAUUAUUAUUAUUAAUUUUGUAUCUUGGACUCUCAGAGUAAGAGCCUUAUGAAGGACGUGUAUCCUGGAGAAGAAAAAAAAUACAAAACAACACCAACAACAGUCUCACUCCUGGGGAUCAAAUAUACUAUAUAUAUAUAUAUGUGUGUGUGUGUGUGUGUGAAUCUGCCAUACGGACCGACACGCGUGGAUCCUCUCAGUCCUUUGGCACAUACACAGCGGAGGAGCGGCGAAAGACUUUAAAAGGACGGAAAAACAAACAACACUUAAAUUAUGAACUCAGAGCUUGAGAGAAUAUUGUAAGAAAACUUCGUACAGAGUUCAGUCUAUUACUUGUUUCAUGUUAGAUAUUCUAUGUGUUUACCUCAAUUGAAGACGAAUGUUUUUUGCUAGUUUCAGAUCUGCUGUGGCAUUGAUAUUGUAUGUCCAUGAAUCCCCCCCCCACCCUCGAUUCCUUCCUUUCUCAGCACGUGCUCCUCACUAGAAGAUGAAAUACUGUCUCCUUGAGCUUUGUCAGAAAUACAUUCAAUACUUUUAUGUAUGAGGACUGUGGCGUAAUGUUUCAAAGGUGUUCAGUCACAAAUGCUGUAAUAAAUAUUUCAUUUUUUUGAUUUUGGUAGAUUCAUGUGUGCUGUACGGUGUGUUGCACAUUGAAACGUGGUGGAUAUAAUAUAAACUAUUUAAUAUA
Danio rerio (zebrafish) is the source of this 3626-nucleotide messenger RNA. NCBI's taxonomy places the organism in Eukaryota, Metazoa, Chordata, Actinopteri, Cypriniformes, Danionidae. The record is from RefSeq and is a predicted model, not a curated record.